This is a messenger RNA of Ramularia collo-cygni, 789 nucleotides long. RefSeq names its product probable 3-hydroxyacyl-CoA dehydrogenase. Bases 1 to 789 code for a protein of 262 amino acids. The transcript has a single exon. Gene Ontology annotation, molecular function: oxidoreductase activity. NCBI's taxonomy places the organism in Eukaryota, Fungi, Ascomycota, Dothideomycetes, Mycosphaerellales, Mycosphaerellaceae. The record is from RefSeq and is a predicted model, not a curated record.
AUGCACAUCAAAGACCGCACCUUUAUCAUCUCCGGCGGCGCCUCCGGCCUCGGCCUCGCAACAGCCACCGACCUCCACUCCCACGGCGCCUACAUAGCCAUCCUCGACCUGAACCCCGAAAACGGCUCCAAAAUUGCAUCUGACCUCGGUUCUCGCGCCAAAUUCUUCGAAGUCGACGUCACAGAUACCGAAUCCCUCGAGACGGCCGUCAAAGGAUGCAUCGAAUGGGUCAAAGAAACAUCCGCUCCUCUCGGAGGCGUGAUUCCCGCGGCGGGAGUGGGAUUACCGGGGAAACUUCUGGAUAAAAAUCUCAAUCCCAUUGCGAUGGAGAAGUUGGAUUGGGUGAUUGAUAUCAAUCUUCGGGGAGUGCUCAAUCUCAUUCGCUUGGUGUUGCCGCAUAUGGCGAGAAAUGCACCUUUGGGAGAGGACAAUGAACGAGGAGUCAUUGUUAUGGUUUCCUCUUCGGCGGCGUUUGAGGGACAGGUCGGUCAACUCUCAUAUGCCGCGACCAAGGGUGCCAUUAGGAGUAUGACGCUGGUUUUGGCGAGAGAUUUGGCGCCGAAUGGUAUUCGAGCGGUGAGUAUUGCUCCGAGUUUGUUUCAGACUGCUAUGAGUGAUAUGCUGCCGMCCAAAGCCAAGGCGAGUUUGAUUGCGAAUACUGAGUACCCGAAACGCUUGGGGCAUGCAAAGGAAUUCGCGAGUUUGGUGAGGCAGUGCGUGGAGAAUCCAUAUUUGAAUGGCGAGUGUAUACGCUUGGAUGGAGCGGUGAGGAUGCCAGCAAAGAUGUAG